AACAGAACAGAAGAGGAAAGUGAUCAAACUGGAUGUUACAAAAGAACAUCUGACAGCUACUGUAUGUUAUCAAAAUAUCGUUAACCUCUCAAACCAGUUAAUAUAGGUAGGCUUGGCGACAAGCUGCUUUCUCAUCCAAGUGCAUCGAUCGUUUUGGUUUUGUCGUUGGAAAAGUUGUUUUAACUAGAAAUUGGACCAGUCUAGUUUCCACUUUCCGUGUGCCCGCAGCAAUGGAAGCAGCUAAACCACCUACCACCUAGCCCCCUCCCCCCACAUCAACAUCCCAGACACGCCCCUCUCCAGUUGCCACAGAGACAACCGAAUCAUGGUGGACGUGACAAAAUGGCCGAUGUUCAGCCUGAUGGCGUCUGAGGAGCUGUCGACCAUACGGAGGGUCUGUGUGUUCGGAACCUCCGCCAACGAAGUCAUCUACAUCACCCACGACAACGAGGUGUAUGUGUUUGGUCUGAACUGCAGUAACUGCCUGGGAACAGGAGACAGCCUUAGCAGCAUCACACCCAAGAAGCUGGACUUCCUGAGCGGCAGGAAGGUGUUGUGUCUGGCCUAUGGCAGCGGGCCUCACAUCCUGCUUGCCACAGAAGAGGGAGAGCUGUUUGCCUGGGGCCACAACGGCUACAGCCAGCUGGGGAACGGCACCACCAACCAGGGUGUCACCCCGGUCCUGGUCUCCGCCAACCUGCUCAACAAGAAGGUCACAGAGGUCGCCUGUGGCUCCCACCACUCCAUGGCCCUCACGGAUGCAGGGGAGGUGUAUGCCUGGGGCUACAACAACUGUGGCCAGGUGGGUUCUGGAUCCACGGCCAACCAGCCUACCCCCAGGAGAGUGUCCAACUGCCUGCAGAACAAGGUGGUGGUCGGCAUCACCUGUGGCCAGACCUCCUCGCUGGCGCUGGUGGACAAUGGAGAGGUGUACGGGUGGGGCUAUAACGGGAACGGCCAGCUGGGAUUGGGCAAUAACGGAAACCAGCUGACUCCCUGUCGCCUCUCGUCACUUCAGGGUUCAUGUGUGCAACAGAUAGCCUCUGGCUAUUCCCACUCGUUGGCCCUCACAGACGAGGGUCUGCUGUACACCUGGGGGGCCAACACGUACGGCCAGCUGGGCACAGGCAACAAGAGCAACCAGCUGAGCCCUGUACAGAUCAUGACUGAGAAGGGGAGCAGGAUCAUAGAGAUCGCGGCGUGCCACUCCACACACACGUCGGCGGCUAAGACCCAGAGCGGCCAGGUGUUCAUGUGGGGUCAGUGCCGGGGCCAGUCCGUCGUCCUGCCCCACCUCACACACUUCAGCUGCACGGACGACGUGUUCGCCUGCUUCUCCACCCCCUCCGUCAUGUGGCGGCUGCUCUCCAUGGAGCAAGACGACUUCCUGACUGUGGCAGAAUCUCUGAAGAAGGAGUUUGACAGCCCGGAGACCGCUGACCUGAAGUUCAGUGUGGAAGGCAAAUACAUCCACGUCCACAAGGCUGUGCUCAAGAUCAGAUGUGAACAUUUCCGCUCCAUGUUCCAGUCCCACUGGAACGAGGACAUGAAGGAGGUGAUAGAGAUCGACCAGUUCUCCUACCCUGUGUACCGCGCCUUCCUGGAGUUCCUCUACACCGACACCGUGGACCUGCCCCCGGAGGACGCCAUUGGUCUGCUGGACCUGGCCACGUCCUACUGUGAGAACCGUCUAAAGCGCCUGUGUCAGAACCUCAUCAAGCGAGGCAUCACCGUGGACAACGCCUUCUCCCUGCUCGCCGCUGCCGUCCGCUACGACGCAGAGGACCUGGAGGAGUUCUGCUUCAAGUUCUGUGUGAACCACCUGACGAAGGUGACCCAGACCACCGCUUUCUGGCAGCUGGACGGCAACAUGCUGAAGGAGUUCAUCUGUCGAGCCAGCCGCCACGGAGCCUUCAAGAACUGACCUGCCUGAGGUCGGCCCGAGACUGGGGGG
Messenger RNA from Osmerus eperlanus (European smelt), 1954 nucleotides. Its product is annotated as RCC1 and BTB domain-containing protein 1-like. Gene Ontology annotation, molecular function: protein binding. NCBI's taxonomy places the organism in Eukaryota, Metazoa, Chordata, Actinopteri, Osmeriformes, Osmeridae. The record is from RefSeq and is a predicted model, not a curated record. The transcript has 12 exons. The coding region runs from base 326 to 1924 and encodes 532 amino acids.